Messenger RNA from Sinocyclocheilus anshuiensis, 909 nucleotides. RefSeq names its product gastrula zinc finger protein XlCGF8.2DB-like. The transcript has 3 exons. Gene Ontology annotation, biological process: regulation of cytokine production; regulation of immune system process; negative regulation of transcription by RNA polymerase II. Gene Ontology annotation, cellular component: nucleoplasm. The annotation marks the transcript as partial. NCBI's taxonomy places the organism in Eukaryota, Metazoa, Chordata, Actinopteri, Cypriniformes, Cyprinidae. Gene Ontology annotation, molecular function: RNA polymerase II cis-regulatory region sequence-specific DNA binding; DNA-binding transcription repressor activity, RNA polymerase II-specific. The record is from RefSeq and is a predicted model, not a curated record.
AUGGGACUGAAAGAAGACAAGCAGCAUCAGUUUGAAAAACCUCAUCAUUUUAAAAAGGAAGAUGAAAAUGCAGUCAUUUCACAGACUGAACAGAAUUUCACACAAACACAAGCUGGAAAAACUGGAGCCAGAGGAUCUUUCACAUGCACUCAGUGUGGGAAGAGUUUCUGUGAGAAAUCAAAGUUUAAUAGACACAUGACAGUUCACACUGGAGAGAAGCCUUAUACGUGCACUCAGUGUGGAAAGGGUUUCAGUCAGAAAACAAACCGUAACAGACACAUGAGAUCUCACACUGGAGAGAAGCCUUAUACUUGCACUCAGUCUGGAAUGGGUUUCUUUGUCAAAGAAGAACCAAAUGUGCACAUGAGAAUUCAACAAACAGAUUCAAUGGGACUGAAGGAAGACCAGCAGCAUCAGUUUGAAAUACCUCAUCAUUUUAAAAUUGAAGAUGGAAAUGCAGUCAUUUCACAGACUGAACAGAAUUUUACACAAACACAAGCUGGAAAAACUGGAUCUUUCACAUGCACUCAGUGUGGGAAGAGUUUCAGUGAGAAAUCAAAGUUUAAUAGACACAUGACAGUUCACACUGGAGAGAAGCCUUAUACGUGCACUCAGUGUGGAAAGGGUUUCAGUCAGAAAACAAACCGUAACAGACACAUGACAGUUCACACUGGAGAGAAGCCUUAUACAUGCACUCAGUGUGAAAAGGGUUUUUUUGACAAAGAAGAACUAAAUGUGCACAUGAGAUCUCACACUGGAGAGAAGCCUUAUACUUGCACUCAGUCUGGAAUGGGUUCCUUUGUCAAAGAAGAACCAAAUGUGCACAUGAGAAUUCAACAAACAGAUUCAAUGGGACUGAAGGAAGACAAGCAUCAGUUUGAAAAACCUCAUCAUUUAAAAAAUGAAGAU